Molecule: messenger RNA, 1175 nt
Organism: Epinephelus lanceolatus (giant grouper)
Lineage: Eukaryota; Metazoa; Chordata; Actinopteri; Perciformes; Serranidae
Product: lysozyme C-like
Molecular function (GO): lysozyme activity
Source: RefSeq, a predicted model, not a curated record
UGUAAAAUAAAGCAGAAGCAGAAGCAGAAGCAGGAAUCCAGAUGAGCUUUUCGUAUAAAAAGACAUUUAGCAGCAGCAGUGGAAACAUUCAGUCCAGCCUAGAGUCCAUUAUGAGGGGUCUGGUGUUCCUGCUCUUGGUGGCUUUGGCCAGCGCUAAAGUCUACGAGCGCUGUGAAUGGGCCCGACUGCUUAAAGCUAAUGGGAUGGACGGCUUCCGUGGCAACAGCCUAGCAGACUGGGUUUGUCUGAGCCAGUGGGAGUCGGGUUACAGCACCACAGUCACCAACCAUAACCGAGAUGGAUCAACUGACUACGGCAUCUUCCAGAUCAACAGCCGCUGGUGGUGUGAGGACGGCCACACUUCUCGCUCAGUGAACGCAUGCAGCAUCAGUUGCAGCAAGCUUCUGACUGAUGAUGUCAGCAAGGCGAUCAAUUGUGCCAAACGUGUCGUUAGGGAUCCCAACGGCAUCAGAGCCUGGGUGGCCUGGCGCCUUCACUGCGAGGGCCGUGACCUGAGCUCCUACGUGGCAGGAUGUGGUGUUUAAUCAACAAACCAGGGUGCUGUCAUCGACAUAAGUCUCCCAUCUUCUGCUGCAGUGCAUUAAAGCUUUUCUACUAUUGUAUGUUUGAUCUGACAAAAGUAAAACACAGUUACUGAAGUUAUAGACCAGUGGUUCCCAACUGGUGGGUCGCUAUCCAAAAGUGUGUCACAAGUCCAUUCUGAAUGGACCUCAAGAGAUGCUUAAAUGUUUCAAGUUUGAAAUAAAACACACUUUAUCAUGAAGUACAGCAAAUUUCCCAUUCAGAGCUUUUAUUUAGAAGUGUUGUUCCCUGCUGUAGAGUGAGUGAAUAACUGACAGCUACUUAAUAGAGACAGCAAACUAGCUUGGUGACAUGGCCGAAUGAAAAUAUGAUGCCGCCAAAUUAAUUAAUUGUGUGGACCUUGACCUAAUGACGAAGGAGAAAUCUGGACCCCCUGGCCGGACCAGUUGCGAACCAUUGCUUUAGACAACUCUUUUCAAAUCGCGAGAUUUCAAAUCUUUACUUUCAGUGUAUUUGUUUAUACUUGAUAUGAUGUAACAGAUCUGAUCAGUGAUGAGAAAUGUGGUGAUUUAAGCUUGUAUCUGUUGUAUUGCUCAUUUGAAAACCAGAUUAAAAUGCUGAUUUCCACUAAU